Messenger RNA from Cryphonectria parasitica EP155, 1668 nucleotides. RefSeq lists its product as uncharacterized. The record is from RefSeq and is a predicted model, not a curated record. Gene Ontology annotation, biological process: transmembrane transport. Gene Ontology annotation, molecular function: transmembrane transporter activity. Lineage: Eukaryota; Fungi; Ascomycota; Sordariomycetes; Diaporthales; Cryphonectriaceae. The transcript has 3 exons. Bases 1 to 1668 code for a protein of 555 amino acids.
AUGCAGUCCAUACGACAGUCGAGACAUAUCCUGCGUGCGGUGAAAGCCCAAAUCGAGCGUGAUGCAGAGACAGCCAAACGGAGGACGCUUGACGUGGAGAAGGCCGAGGGAGAAGCCCAGCGACGACACUCAUCAGAAGACAUUGGCAGCGUCACGUCAAGGCCGAGAAGCAGCAGCAGCAGCAGCAACACCACCAUUAGCAGCACCACAAGUAACGAGGAUUCAGAGCCAACUUCGACCACUGCACACAGAACCCCAACGGCAACAACCCAGUACUCAGCUCGUGCAGCCCUGGGCCACUCACUAACGGGCGUCCAUGCCAGAGAUCGGAGAACGCACGAGGGAAAAGGCGAGAAAGUCUUCGUGGUCGGCUGGGAGGGCCCCGACGACCCUCUCAACCCACGCAACUGGCCACUCAGCCGCCGCAUCAGCUGCACGCUGCAAAUCUCGCUCAUCGCCGCGGGGGUGGGCGCUGCCUCGGGAAUCGACGCCACCGUCCUACCCCAAGCUGCGGCGUCCCUGGGCGUGAGUGAGGUGGCCGAGUCGCUGGACACAGGCAUGUACCUCAUAGGAAUGGGCCUUGGCUCACUGGUCGCCGGCCCUUUCUCGGAAACGUUUGGUCGGAAUGCCGUGUACAUCGGGUCCAUGGCUGUCUUUAUGGUCUGGAUCAUGGCUUCUGGCCUUGCGCCCAACUUUGGCGCGCAGGUUGCAUUCCGCCUCUUGGCUGGGUGCUCGGCCUCGACACCCCUCGUCUGCUCUGGCGGCUCUGUCGCAGACAUGUUCGACAGCGUCGAGAAGUCCUGGGCAUUCCCCAUGUACGCUAUUGCGGCCUUUGGUGGGCCCAUGCUUGGUGCUGUUAUGGGUGCGUACAUUGGGCCCUCGACGGCCGUCAGCUGGCGGUGGACAGAGUGGACGAUUCUGAUGCUAUCUGGGGUCAUUGUGCUGCUGGUCUUCCUGCUGAUGCCCGAGACGUACUCGCCGCUGCUCCUGCGGUGGAAGGCGAAGCACCUGCGGCGUGUCACGGGAGAUGAUCGCUUCCGCUCUGAGCACGAGAUCAUCAAGUCGACACUCUUCAGCCGGCUGAAGGUGAGCAUGACAAGGCCCUUUCUCAUGUUCACCGAGCCCAUCAUCCUCUUCAUGUGUCUUUACCUGUCUGUGGUGUAUAUUGUCCUCUUCACAUUCCUCGUGGGGUGGCCGUACAUCUUUCAGGAUACGUAUCAAAUUUCCCAGGGGCUCAGCAACAUCUUGUUCCUGGCCAUGUUCAUAGGCGUGUGGUUCAACCUUUUGCUUGUACCUGUUGUGUACCGCAUGACGACAAAGCAGAUCAAGCUAUCUGAGAGCCGGGGCGAGGGUCAGCACUUUAAUCCAGAGAUUCGCCUCUGGUACGCCAUGCUCGGCCCGGCUGUGGCGAUCCCCAUCUCACUAUUCUGGAUGGGCUGGACAGCAUCACCGAGCAUCAGCAUCUGGUCGCCCAUCCUCGCCGCAGGCCUCUUUGGUUUUGGCGUCACUGGCGUCUUCAUCUGUGCAUACAUGUACGUCAUUGACAGCUACGAGAUCUACAGCGCAUCGGCCCUGACCUUCACCGCGCUGGUGAGGUACAUCAUUGCUGGCGGGAUGACGAUGGGGUCACCUGCUGAGGAAGCGGAGCAAGUAUGCCGUGUCUCGUGA